CAGAGGGAAUGGCUUCAAGCUGCGCCAGGGAAGGUUCAGGCUGGCCGUUAGGAAAUACUACUACUCUGAAAGGGUGGUCAGGCACUGGAAUGGGCUGCCCACAGUGGUGGUGGAGCCAUCGACUCUGGUGGUGUUCAAAGAGCGUUAGGAUGUUGUGUUGAGGGACAUGGUUUAGCGAGAACCAUUGGUGAAGGGCUAAUGGUUGGACUGGAUGAUCCUGUGGGUCUUUUCCAACCUUAGAGAUUCUAUAAUUGUAUGAUUCUGUGAUCUCCUCCUGAUGCUCUGCACACCAGCCGAGCAGAGCAGCGGCGCUUCCCCAUGGGCGGAGGGGCACGCGUCACAGUGAGAGCAUUGUGAUGCAAUCACCCUGCAGAGUAGCAGAAGCACCGCUCCCUGGGCACAGAGAGCACUUGGUGCUGAGCACCGGCACUGCGAGGAGGUGGGAGAGAUUGGGAGAGGAGACUGAAGGCAGAGAGUGCCCCCGGUGCCCUCCCAGCCCACAGCGUGGUCAAGGACUGUUGCGAAUCCAUCUGCAGCUGUGCUCACUGAGUGGUGAAGCCAUGGCAGAGAAGAACACCUGUGAAAAACUGAUGGAAGACAACGCUGAGUCAGGCGCACUGCUGCAGGAGCUCAUGGAGUGUAAGAAGAGGUCUGCAGAGCUGGCAGCUGUUCUCCGAGAGCAGACCAAAGUCCGUGAGGCACUGAAGGAGGACGUGGAGAUGGAGAUGAAAAAACUCCAGAAGGCACAACGGAGGGUCGAAAAGCGCACUGCCCCGAGGAAGAUGACACGCAGGGAAGAGCACAUGAGUUCCCUGAUGCAGGAGGCAGUGGCAGUGCGAUUGGAUGAGCAGACGGCAGCACAGAAGCACCCACUUGUAACCACCUGGCUGCGGGCGUUUCUGCUGUUCUUGGGCCUGCUGCAGCUUGUCUUCUUCACCCUGUUUGUGCUGCAGAAGGACAUCCUUCACUGGGUCCUGCCUGGAGAGCUGGCGACUGCCCUUGGCAUCCGUCCACCUAAGCCCGCUCUUUUCUGACCCCACAACACACUGCGGCCCUUCAUCGGGACACCAUUGGGUCUGCACAAGCAUGAGGGGUCUGUCACCAUUGUCACCCUGUCACCAAUCAUGUCAAUAAAAUCCAUCCCAAUUCCCAAA
Gallus gallus (chicken) is the source of this 1154-nucleotide messenger RNA. RefSeq lists its product as uncharacterized. The coding region runs from base 357 to 1034 and encodes 225 amino acids. The transcript has 7 exons. The record is from RefSeq and is a predicted model, not a curated record. Lineage: Eukaryota; Metazoa; Chordata; Aves; Galliformes; Phasianidae.